Messenger RNA from Petromyzon marinus (sea lamprey), 5201 nucleotides. The record is from RefSeq and is a predicted model, not a curated record. Lineage: Eukaryota; Metazoa; Chordata; Hyperoartia; Petromyzontiformes; Petromyzontidae.
AUGGCAGAGUCGGGGGGCUGCCCCCCGCUGUGGGUGCAGCUGGUGUCCCUGCUCUGCCUGCUCGCUUCGGGCCUCGCUUGCUGCCUGCAGGGCCGCGCCGAGUCCGGCUUCACGUGGUGGUACCUGGGCGGGGCCGCCUGCUGUGUGGCGGCCGUCUUCGCGGCGUUCCGCGUCUACGUCGCUCGCAAGGACCGAGCCGCCAGGGCCGAGACGGCCCCGGCAGGCACGGGGCAGCUUGCGCUCAGCAGGCAAAGGAACUCCGAUGGCUUCAUGAAGAAUAAGAAUGAUGAUGAUGACGCCCCUCGCCAGACGCUGUCCACCCCGCAGCUUCUACUCAGGAACGCCAGCGCCAAGGACCUCACUCGGUUCACCGCCGACGCCGUCGCCCUGACACGGCGGCUGGACCAGCGCGGCGGCGGGGAGGAGGAGGAAGAGGAGGAAGAGGAGGACGACGGGUGGGAGGGGGUGGUGGGCGCCUGUUUCCCCGGCAGCCCCAGAUCCCGGCCACCGUUGUCACGGCCGCCGUCCACGCGGCCGUUCUGCCCCUUCAGCCUCUCCCCCCCGUCCAAGUCGCGGCUGGCAAAGCGCCGGGCGUCCAUGCGGGGGGGGCAGCAGCAGCAGCAGCAGCACGGCGGCGGCGGCGGCGGCCCCCCGCUGCAGCACGACGCGGCGCUCGGCCUGGUCGGGGGAGCCUCUUAGCACGGCGGCUUCUCCCGGGUCUGGCACGGCACGGCGUCGUGGCCAUCAAAUCCUAGCCCCCCAACCUUCCACUCCCGCAGUUUGCGUUUUGAAUUCACGAAUUUAUUGUGGCACUGACUCCCCUUGGUCUAGCACUUCUUUGGGUUUGUGCCUUUUGUUUGAUUGGGGUCUGCACACGGAAGUUUCCACUUCCCCCGGAGUUUCGUCUCGUUAUCCGGCACUGCGCUCAGAGCUUUAAUACCCCACCCCCUUCCCUUCCCACCAUCGUGAUCGCAGCGCUCUGGCGGAGCAGAGGGGGGAGAUGGGUUGGGUCGGAGCCUCCCAACCCAGUGCCAGCGGUGAUUCUCGUUUAGUGCAGAGCGAGGCCACCGGACGUGGCGGCGUAAGGGGAGCUUGGCUUUCAAGUUCCGGGCCUAGGGACCCUCGUAAGGAAAAAUAAAAUUGUGCCAAGAUGCCACUGGGGGCAAACUGACAGGUGGAGGUGCGACGAGGCGGCUCGGUGCGGAAAUAGUCGCUCGUUAUUGUCAAAACGGAAACUUUGUCUUUGAUUUAAGGAAGAAGGAAAAGCAUGGCAGAGGCGUUUGUACAGGUAAAAGAGGCGUUGCGUGGUAAUUAUAUAUAAUUAUAUUUCGGGUAAACCUAACGAUGACGGAGCCGGUCGAGGUUUGAGCUGCUCACCGUUUGUGUGUUUUCCCCUGGGGCCUCUGAGGCCUGGCUCCAGUGCCGCGCUGUGGUCAACAGCGUAGAGGUGCUCGCUCCAUUAAUACAAAGCCAGCUGUUGACCAUUUGUGGUGGUGUUUUCUUGGCCGUGGUGUGAUCGCCCUCGCCCGUGGCUCCUUGAGUCCUCCUCCCCCAGUACCUCGACGCUGGGGUCACGCUGGGUUCGUUUUUGUUGUCAAAAACCAUUAUUAUUUUCAUAAUUUGUGUGUUUUUUAUAUAUAGCAGUCCAAACAAAGUAUGGCUAUAAAUUUAAGUGUUAUAAUUUUCUAUAUUUUAUUUUACGAGCUCUCCGGAUGUUCUAAAGUUUGAUUUGCUCACGCGCAGAGACGCAACGUAACCGUGAGCACCGAGAGCGGAGGAGAAUGGUGGCAUUAUUGUCAUCGUUAUCGCGCUUCGCUGGCGGCGCGUGGGUUGGGCCGGAGGACGCGCUCAUCCCCCUUGUUCGGGCUUGCGCUCCGGGUGGUGACAUUCCUAUGCAAUGGCGCGCCGCGCGACCAGCACGCGGGGCGUGCGGGCCGCGCGGUGCCCUCGCCGCGAGCCGAGGGGGGGGGGGGGGGGGGGCACCGGGCGCGGCGGUGCCCCCGCUCGGCUCGGCGAUGGAGCCGAGUGGCGCCGUGGCAGGCUCCCACGAGCACCGCGCUCCGCGUCUCGGUCGCGGCCGCCGUGGAGAUUGUCGCGUGCGGCGACGACGCCGCCGGCCCCGCCGCGGGGCUUUCCAGGUGGCCAAAUUUUUUUUUUAUUUUUUUUUACGGCGGUUCAGCAAACCCGCUUGCUGUGUACCGCCGCCGUUGCAGCAAUUGGCCUGCCGUUCGGUCUGCGGACUUUUUGCACGCUUAUCCUGCAGGUGUGCAAGUUAGGUUUCCUGCGGUAUAAAUCCCACGUGCGCGCAAACGCUCGUUAAAAAGUAAUCGGCCGCGCAUCGCGAGGCAAGACCCUCCGGAAAGCGAGUCAUUGGCGAGGCUUUCCCAGACAAACAUUAAAGGGGUCUACGAAAUGACGCGGACAAUUUGUAUCGCUUCCUGCCGACACGUAAAGCUGUGCUGCCAUUGACGUGGCUGGUGUGACUUCUUAGCUGGACGAUUGCUUUGCCUGCGAGCUGGUGAUUUUUGUUGCCGCGGGCCUCGGGCUGGUUCUGUGGCUGUCUCGGCAGCGGGUGACCUCGUGAUGUCGAGACACUGAGACUUGGCGGGGAUGAUGAUUCUGGUGAGCCAGUCUCUACCCGACUCGCCCGUGUGCGUGAAAUGUGUUUGUGAAAUGUGUGGGCAGUGAUGAGGCAAUGCUGCUCGCGCUGAGCUAUGGCACGGUAAACCUGGGUUCGAUUCCUGGCCACGCACAACAUCGGCAGUGAACCAGUCCGUACCCUCCCCUAGUUCAAGUAUCUGUUGUGGUGUGUGAACAUGAGCACUGGGGAUACAAAGGUGGCCAGAAGUUGUUCUGGCCACCCUGUCAAGUGACGUUGCCGGCCUUAGUAGGUGCUCGCUAACAUCACUUGCCCAAGAGUCAAUAAGACUAAAUAGACUACAGCGUGUGUGUACGUGACUAGUUCAGAACUGUAUGGAAUGCUGCUGUGGUCGGUUCCACGGCAAUGGAGUCUCAUUGCUGCACAGAACCCGACCCACACUCGGGCGUGGAUAUCCGGCCAGGUGGUAGCUCUGGUGGCAGAGUGAGCAGCGCGCUCUCUCGGAAGGUCGCUGCGAGUUCACAUCCUGGUUGGAGAGAUUGACUCGGCCCAUCGCCAUUGUGUGGGGAAGAUGACUGGUGGGUGCCCUUAAGGAUAAAUUUGCCCCCCUCCCCUUGCUAUAGGAACGUGGAAUUUCCACUCCUGGCUGAGAGCUGUGACGAGAGAAGCACCCGGCCUUCAAUGCUCAAGUUCAGCAGGAGAUCACUUUGGCUUUUGACAAACAUUGGGAGCCAAGCUGCUUUCAGUGCUCCCGGUAACGCGUGGGGAGCAUCCUCAAGCCUGCAUGGUGCUUGCAAAGCUCCGUUACUCGUGAAUCGACACUCGCGUUCAACCUCGCGCGGUUACCGCCUCUGCUGCGAUUUAAACUGGGUUCAAGCAUUUUGAGUUGAAGGUAUCUGCCUGAUCACGAAUAACUUGAGCAAAUUCCCAUCGCUUAAUUUUCGUUGCCAAUUUUAAUCCCCGUGAAGAUUUCGGCGCUUGAGGCAUAACUGUUGAUUUGGCAUGCGACAGACACUCCGUGUGUGAGGCAAUUUAAGCGACUUCGAAAGUAGCUCUUUGAUAUCCACUUCUGUGGAGCUGUUGUGAUACAGGGCGAGGGUUACUCUGCUGCCUUCGAGACUCCCCGCCCCCCCCCCCCCCGAAAUGGGAGUGGAGAGACGGGGGGGGGGGGGGUGGGGGGUCUUGCGCGAUGAUGCCGGCAGUGGUGCCAACCUAAAGAAGCUAAAGUGUGGGGGUGCCGACUUGUACAACACAGCGUGGAUUUUUUUUGCAUAGCGUCUACUUGCAAAUCGCCCCCCCCCCCAUCUUGUCAAGACGCCGUACAGAAACAAGUGCGCGUAGAGAGGUGUCGAGCGAGGUGCAGGAUGAGUCUACAGAAUUUAUAUAGCUGGGUGGUGGGGGUGCAGAAAAGCACCCAACUAUACUUCCCACGGUGGUUGAGGGAGAGACGGGGGAGGGUGGCGUCGAGGCCUCCGCCCGAGUGCGGCCCUCGCACGCUCUCCGUGCCCCGCGGGGCCAGGCCAGGCGAAACUAAUGCAAGCUGAAGUCGUCGUCACGAGCUCUUCGUGACUCCGUGGUGCCGUACGACGGCUGUGACGUUUCUGACUGGCGGGUUUUGAAUGAACUUUUUUUUUGUUUUCUUACAAACUAUUCCCCCCCCCCCCAACAAAAAAAAGGAGUGGGCGAGGAAGGUAAAAAAAAAAACUUAAUUGAGCAUCUGAGAGUGAAACGGAGAGAACGUGGGAAAUUGGGACGGGCGGGGGGAGUCCGGUUGGGGCGAGCUCGCGGGUCUGCUUGGCUAGCGUGUGAUCAGGGGUAGGGUUGGGGUCCUUUCGGCUCUUGGCUAGUAGUUUUAGGUUCGGAUUAGUUAGCUCGUGUGGUUGGUAUUAGGGGUAGGGCUGUAGGGGUCUGGGUUGGCUAGUUAGGUUUAAGAGUAGAGGUAGGGUUGUAGUUUCAGUGGCUAGCAUGAUUAGUAAGGGGUAGCGAGUGGUAAUGCCUGGGUGGUUAAUUUGGUUCGAGUCUGGGGGGUGUAGAUAUAUGGUCUGGUUAGCCAGUGUGGUUCGUGUUAGGGUGAGUACUCGCCCCCUCGUUGACCCAGGGUGUUCCACCCCUAACAACCGGGGCCCCCUUCACCGUUCCCAAGUUGCCUCUCCCUCGUGGUGUUGUUGUUGGUGAGAGUUGUACCGGACCGGCAUCGUCGCCUCGACUCUCGCUGGCUUGUGUUUGGAGGGGAGCGUUUAUUUGGUGCCGGAUCCCCCCCCCCCCCCCGCCUAGCCUUCUCGGAAAUUCAAUUUUCUUUUGUUAAAUUCACGUUUAAUUUUCCCCCCUCCCUCCCCCGUCUUCGCUCCAACGACAAAGUUCUAAGGACGUGGGGGAGAGAGAGAGAGCGAGAGCGAGGGGCGGGGGGGAGUAUGAAGCACGAGAAGCGAGGCAGAGCGGUCAACACGCAGACGCGUCGCUGGGUGGUGUUUACAGAGGUUGUAUGUGGCGGCUCUGCGGGGGUCCGCUUCACCGUGACUGACAGCCGCGCCAAUCCGCCGUUUGUGUUGUUUAACGAGCACUUUACUGACUUUUAUACAAUAAACAUUUUAUACAAAAGCCA